UGCCGUUGUCCAGAACGUCAGCGAUACGGAGGAAUGACUUUUUUUUUUUGGUAUAUGACCUACUUUUAGCAGACGUCACCAAUCACUUUCAUUUUAUUGUGGGCAGACUUGGAGACGACCAGGCUGUUCGUAGAUAAGAGGAAGAGAUUGCUCACUGCCUUCGUCUCCCAGGACAAUAAUAAAAAAAAAGAUCGAUCUACCAACAUAAAGAGACAUGGUACUCUAAUGGUCGCAGUCACUCGCGCGUGCCUCGGCUAACCCUGAAGUUGGGAACUGACUAAAUAUUGAUGACAAGUCGCUAGCCUUCACGUGACUCAAGUAUAGUGAUGUAACGAUUGGAUCACGCAGCUAAUCAACGAUCGAAAAUCAAGUGUUUGAACUCAUUCCGUUGACGUGACAUCUUGUUGGAUGGUGAUGAUGUACAGGAUGGGAAGUCAUUUAACGAUGUAGUAUGAUCAUCGCAGUUAGAUUUUCUUGCAACCUUAAAGGCGCUUUAGUUUUUCUGUCAAAGACAAGGAGAUAUUUAGUACAAAAUAGCAGACUUUGAAAGAAUGCCAAAAGUAAAAGGUCCUGGUCCCAAGUACCAGUUGCCAUCGACUAUUGGUAUGGUCAACCAUGACCCCACCAGACCAAAAGCUCCUGGAUAUUCAUUUGGAGCGAAAUAUAGUAAUACCUAUCAGAACGGCCCUGGCUACUACUACAUAGAGAGAGGUCUCUAUAACAACGGCAGAGAAAACAACCAAGGUUUUACUUUAUAUGGACGACCUAAAAGGUCAAUCUGGGAAACGACUUCCGGUAGUUCCCCGGGCCCCGUGUACGCCGUGAAUGCUAGCACUGUCGAGAAGAAGACGCCCAGUUACAGCUUCGGUGGCCCCUUCAAACACAAUUACAAAAGUGAGGGCCCUGGUCCGAACACCUACAACGUGCUGAAGCCUUGGGGCUCUGAAAAUAAGGGGCCCCUGAUCAGUGGAAGAACCAAGGACUCCAAGAGUUUCGACUACGAUUUUGCCAAGACACCAGGGCCGGCAUCCUACAGUUACAACGACCGCAAUCCGGGUCCAGCCUUCAGCAUCGGCGGCAGGACGUUCAUGCCAGGCCACAAGAUCAUCACCCCUGGCCCCAACAUAUACCUACCCCCACUGAACGGUACCAGUCCAAGAUCUCCGAGGUUCACAAUGGGUAUCCGGCACCACGAAGACGUCAUGAUACUACCGGAGAUAGAGGACUGACCUAGGGGGAGACUUUAGAGGACUGACCUAGGGGGAGACUUAAGAGGCUUAUGGAUGAACAAUCUGUUAGCAGUGCCGUACUAAGAUUUGUUAGCGCCCUGUGCUCAACAUAAUUCUGACAUUUCCAAAUUAGUCAUAUCAUGAAUAUAAAAUAAAAAGCCCUAAGAAAUAGUUAUAAUUAUUUAAUUCUUACUUACUGGUUUAACACUUACCUACAACCCAUCUCCUCUAUUGAAGUUAGUGCCGCCAACAAAAGAUACCCAGUUUUCUAUCCUAGGCUUUAGAAGAGCCUUAUGUUCCCAAGACAGUUUUCUGGGGAUUUCUUUUUUUCAUUGGUUUUCUGUAGUAAUAGAAUUUCCGGGUGGGUUUGCUAGCCCCAAGCCCGGACCUCCUCCACCUUUACCCUAACAUGAAAGAGGCAAAGUGCUCUCUGUUGACCUCUCAUAUGGAAUUAUAGAAAAUGUUUUGAAAUCUACUCCCACUAUUCUUGGCAUAGUGUUAGCGCUUGCCUUAGUACGGCACUGAUAGUAAGCAGAUUGGAAAACAAAACUUGUUCUUUGAUGUCUGGUGUUUUCUGGUUGUAAAAGGACAAUAUUGUGUGUCUGGUAUUUCAAUAAUGAAGAAAACAAUACGUUAACAAAUUUUAUAAUAAUAAUAAUAAUAAUAAUAAUAAUCUUACUUUAUUGUCCAUAUGGAAAUUUGUCUUACAAUUUGUGCAUUACACCAAACAAAAAACAUUAUAACUAUAAGAAACCAAAAUGUACAUUCACACCAGACUUACAAUCUACUAUAAAUUAUAUAAAUCUUUAAACCGUAAUAAUUUGGUGAGCAUCGUCUGAUUCCAAAAGUGUUUUUUUAAUUUCAGUGGGUCUAAAACUCUUUCUGCUACUUCAGUUGGGUUCAAACCAAGUAGACAAUGUUUCACACAAUUAACUCAUUAUGAUCAGAUAUUGUUGUUUACAUUUGAAUGUACAUAUUUAGUAAUCUAAAAAAUGAUUUUGUUCAUAUUUUAUUUGGUUCAUCUAUUAUUAUUAUUUAAAAAAUUCUCUUAUAAAUAAUAUACUAUUUACACAUUUCCAAGCAAAUGUGGCUGUGAUCACUCUAUGAAUAUCGUGCCAGUAUUUAUUUCAUUCAUAUAUCUGUUACUGUACUAUUUACUUGACUGUUGCAAAGUCAGCUUUUGAUAUCAGUUUUAGAGUAUUUUCGAGGGCGUAGGGGAGAAGAAUUAUUUCUAAAUGAUGAAAUUAUUUCUCAACCCCACAACCUUUUUCACAUAAAUACUUUUUCAGUGUAAAUGUGGAUCAUUCAUGGCCAGCAACUUUGUGUAGAUUAUAUGUACAUUAUAUUUUUACUCAUAUAAGGCACUGAUAAAAUCCCAAUCUCAACAUUUUAUAUCUAUUUCAGAUGGAUUAUGGUUUAAAUCGUGAAUCUUUAAUUUUCCUACAAUGUCCUUGUAGUCUAGUAUUACAAACAAACACAGUAUUACAUAAUGCCAUCUUUUAAUUAAAGAAGUGACCUAAAGUU
Messenger RNA from Biomphalaria glabrata, 2753 nucleotides. Its product is annotated as outer dense fiber protein 3-like. Lineage: Eukaryota; Metazoa; Mollusca; Gastropoda; Planorbidae. Gene Ontology annotation, cellular component: cytoskeleton. The transcript has 6 exons. The record is from RefSeq and is a predicted model, not a curated record. Bases 552 to 1229 code for a protein of 225 amino acids.